AUGCCCUGCUUCAAGGGCAUCGCGGUGAGCAUCCAUGCCAAUGGAGCCCCGCUGCCCGAGUAUGGCGUGCAGAAGCAGUCGCGCAUGUCGCGCAUCAACACGUACAUCCCGGUUCCCCAACCGCAGCUGGCCGGCGAGUCCAACAAGCCCGAGCCCGCCAAGUUCGCCAUCUCCAUCACGUUGCUCACCCCGGGCCUCGCCAUACCUUAUUCGGCACCCAAGGCGACCCCGACGAACCCUUUCCCGACGCCCCAAGUCGUCGGACCGCUACCCUCGAGCUCGGGAGACCGCGGUAGCAACCGUGGCUCUGUCAUGCCCUACAUUCCCAUGACCAACAGCGAUAACGAGACGAUUGCUGCUUAUAUUUACUUUGAUGGAAGAGCAAAAGAGGAGGUUGCCACGCUGCUGCGGCCAGGAGAAGAAACUUGGGUCAACAGCCGAUGGGUCCAGGUGCCCGAGUCGGAGGGUGGUGGCCUGGCCGAGCGCGAGUUUAUCUUCCGCGAAGUCGGCCUUGAGCGAUGGUUAAACGGCCUCGAUCUCAAGGGCCACGAUGCCGCCGAAAAGCUGGAGCGCCGGAGACAAAAGUUUGAGAAGCGCAGGAGACGGCAAAAGUCACGCGCCGAGCAGGACGCGGCCGGCAUGUCCAUGGAGAGCUCCGGCAGGCCGCUCGGCACCCUACGGUACGGUGCCGACGAACGGUCUCCCGUCGAGGCCGUCUUAGACGAGGAUUCCAUCUCAUCGUCGGACGAUGACGAGCCGCCCGAGGCUACUGGUCAGAUCAAGGUUGCCAUGUUCCGAGUCAUCGCCUCGGGCGAGAUCAAAAAGGGCGAGUACUCUCCUCAGUUCGAUGCCCACGACGAUUCCGAGGACGAGGACAAAGGAGGCUCCAACGGCAUCGACGCGGACGUCGAGCACACAACGAGCUUUGCGAAGCCGAAGACUCUGGAUCCAAAGACGAUUAGCACCCAGACUGUGACGGGCAUCGACGGACCGGACAAGCCGUAUGCCGUGUUCACGUUCUUCUACCGCGGCGAGCGCCAACUCCAAAAGAUGGGUAUCAUGGCCCCUCCAAAGUCCCAAACCACCUCCCCGGCGCUUAAGCGGCGAUCAGGGCAGCUCGACUUCUCCAAUCUCGGUCCCCUCAAGACCACUGGCACCGUGGGCUUCUCGACAUUCCGAGACAAAGACAGCCAGCCGAAAAGGCGCAAGUCGCGUAACAGUAACGGGGCCAAUGCCAUGGAUGCAGAUAGCGACGAAGAUGACGAGGACGAGGACAACAGCGGGACGAUCCUGAGCAAGAUGGAGGACGUGGACUCUAAAGAAGACAAGUCCAAGCUCGGGCCCGAAGACGCAAAGUUCUCUGGCGAGCUCGCCGACGGGGUGAACCGUAUUCGGCUCAAGCGCGCGCACUCCGCCGAACCAGAUAAUGCCUCCAGCCCGAGUAAAUCCCCGAGUGCUGGCGUCGCAACCCCACCCGAGCUGGCCCCCAGUGGACUUGCACCACUUGGUGGGCCCGCGGGAAUCUUUGGGAAGAACCUAGCAGAGGAUGCUAAUACCGUUGGAAGCCCGCUGAAGAAGGCGCGUCCGAGUGUGGGCGCCGACGCGGGUCUUCCUGGCAAUGUGGCUGGAAAUCUGGCGGGCGCCACCGCGAGCGGGAGUUUUCCCUCCGCGCUCGGCGAUGUACUCUCCAAGGCACAGGCUGCUCAGACAGGCCAGGGUGAAACGGGGCUUGGAGGGGAGGUGAAGAUGGAGGAAGAGGAGUUGUAA
This is a messenger RNA of Chaetomium strumarium, 1767 nucleotides long. RefSeq lists its product as uncharacterized. The record is from RefSeq and is a predicted model, not a curated record. The transcript has 3 exons. The coding region runs from base 1 to 1767 and encodes 588 amino acids. Lineage: Eukaryota; Fungi; Ascomycota; Sordariomycetes; Sordariales; Chaetomiaceae.